AUGAAAAAAGCAAAUUUGUUCAAAGAUGAAACAGAAAAAGCCAUUGUUCAUUUCAUUGUGUAUUUAAUAGGUAUACUACUGAUAUUAUGUGUUUAUUAUAACUAUAUAAUUUUAAAAUAUUACUUUUAUUCCUUAUUUUGGGCAUUUAUAAUUUCCAUUCCGUUACAUCAUGUUAAAGUGAAAUUGUCAGAAUUUUUAAAAAAAAAAAUUAUAAAAAAAAAAAAAUAUAUAAAAUCUAUAAAUGGAAAGAAUAAGUCAAAUGAUGAAUCAAACAAAAAUGCGAACGAAAAAGUAAACAAUAAGUGUGAUGAAAAUGAAGAUAAACUAUUAAAGCUUUUUAACGAACAAAAUUUAGAUAAAGAAAACAAAAUUUUAUUUAAAAAUUUUAAAAAAGAUACAUAUAAUUUAAAUGAUGAAAAUAAUGAAGAAUUUUUUCCCUUAAACUGUAAGGAGAAUAUACAAGAAAAAGACUUGUUAUUAAAAAAUAAGGGAAGUUGCCUAUGUAAAAAAAGUUUUUAUAAAAUAGUAGAAAACGUUAGAAAAGAGUUAAAUAUAUACACAUAUAUAUUUUUUUUAAUAAUUAAGCCAAUAUAUAAAGAAGAAAAAAAAGACACUAAUAAUAACAGUUUUAAUAAUUAUGAAAGUGGAAAUGCAAGCGAAAUUUAUUUUUUAAUUUUGCAUAGAAUUAUAUUUUUUUAUAUUCUAAAAAGCAUUAUUUAUAAAUAUAAAGAGUUUUUGUUAUCUAUAUCAAUUUGUAUUUUUUUUGUUUUUGUUUUCUAUAAAAUUAUAAAAAUAAUAUGGUUUCUUUAUUUUUAUAAAAUAUAUAGAAAAUAUUAUGAAAAAUAUUCCUUUUAUUUCUCCUUUGAUUUUUCUUUUAUUUAUAAACGUUAUAUGAAUGAUAUAUUAACAAUUCUUAUCAUAAUUUUUGCAAUUAUUAUUUUUUCUUCUAUUUCAGUUUUCUUUAUUUUUAAUAUAUAUGGAGAAUCCGUAUUUAUAAUUAAUGCAAUUAAUAAUUAUCUCUCAGCUAAUUUUAGGAAUGCAUCCAUUAUUAAAAAUUUUAAAAAGUUUUACAGAAAGAGAGGAAAAGAUGACAUAGAAAAUUUAUAUGAAUUAGUUAAUUUAACAAAAAUACCCUUUUUAAGUAAUAAUACUAUUUCAUCAAUUUAUAAUCAUUUAAAAAGAGCUUUUGAUAUAUAUGAAAAUAUUUAUUUAUACAAUUUUACGAAAAAUAAAAAGGUUUCUAUAAACAUUUGUUGUAUGCCAUUACUUAUUGAAAGAUUUAAUAUUCUGAAGAAAAAUAAUUUAAGCAAUAUAAAAAGAUAUAUAAAAUUUUUAAAUGAAAGAAAAAAACUCAUUUUUCAAAAGUACAAUGAUUGUGAUAGUGAUGUAUGUUUAAAUAAUGAUGAAAAUAAUAAACAUGACUUUUUUAAUAUAAAAAAUUUAUUUUAUAUUUUACCUAAAAAUAAACCUGUUACGAAUAAUAAAUCAAAAAUUAUCACAGAAAACUAUGAAAAAAAUAAUAUUAAUAAAAAAAUAUUUAAAACUGUUUUUGACAAUACAGAAGAAAAUGUUAACACACAAAAAGAAAAGCCAAGUUUAUACGAAGAUGAAUAUGAUCUAAGAGAAAAUAACGUAUAUGGUAAGAAAAAGAAUGAAAAUAAAAAGAAAGAAGAAAAAACAACAAAAGAAGGAAUAUAUUAUAAUGAUACAAAAAGAUUAAAUAAUUCAAAUAAUAACACAAAUAAUAAAUUAAUGGUUAAUAUAUAUGAUCCCGUGAAAGAGAAAAACUUCAAAUUUAAAGAAUUUAUAAAUUAUAUUUAUAAUAUAUUUUUAUCAUUGAAAAAAAUAGAGGAUAUUGGUAAAUUAGCAAAACUUAUUAUAUUCAAUAAUAGUUAUGGAUUAUUAAAAAUAAUGAUUUUUUUUAUAUUGGUAUUCUUUAAUUUUUUUAUGUUUACAUUUGAUGCAAUAGUACAAGCAUUCAUAUUUUUUACAGCAUUAUAUUAUUUAAUAUCAUCAAAAAAAUCAGUUCUGAACUAUUUAAAAGAUAUUUUAUUAGUAGUGGAUCCAUCGAGUAUUUUCUUUCAUAAUAUAACCAAAAAUUUAAAAGCUAUAAUUAUAUGCACAUUAAAAAGAAUAUAUUUUUAUACAAUGUAUAUAUGGUUAAUAUUUUCAUUUUUUCAAUUUCCUAUAAUUUAUGUUCCUACUUUAUUUUGCAUAAUUUUAUCAUUAAUUCCGGUUAUAUCACCAGAAAUUAUUAUCUUAUUUAUUAUUUUACAUUUAUGGAUUAUAAAAAAACAAAAAGUUAUAUCAUUAAUAUUAUUUGUAAUCAAUUUUUUUAUCUACUGGUAUUUUACAACAACUAUUUAUAAAGAAAUCCCCCACACACAUGCUUGGUUGGUUUCUCUUUCCUUGUUCUUGUCUAUUAGCACAUUUGGAUCUAAAGGUCUAAUUUUAGGGCCAUUAAUUGGAUCUAUUCCGUUAAUUUUACAUCAGAUAGCCAUGAAUAAAAAUAAAUCAAUUCAUUUAAAGAAAAAAAAAAAAAAAUUAAAUGAAAAAGAGAAAGAAAAAAGAAAAAAAGAUAAAAAUAAAAGAAUGCUAGAGAUAAAAAAGUAUUCUCACAAACGGUUACAGAAGAAACUUUAUAAAUUUCAUAAUAAUAUAAAAUAUUCUGAAGAAAAAUACAGAGAAUUAAAAAAAAAAAGAAAAGAAAAAAUAUUUUUAUGGAAAAAUAAAUUUUUUAAUUUAUAUAAAUUAAUAGAAAUUAAUAAAAAUAAUAUGAAUACAAAUCAAAAAGAAGAAAAAAGAAGGAACUAUAUGAAUUAUAAUGAUGCUAUUUUAAAAAAAAAAGUGUCACCUUUUCAAAAAUGCAAUUCUGAAGAUAAUAUUCAUAAAGAAGACAAUAAAAUAGCUCUUUAUAUUUAUGAGAGGAAUAAAGAAAAAAAUAAAGAAAAAAAAAUUAACCAUAAUUUAAUAUCGAAAAAAAUUAAAAAAAAUAAAAACAAAAAAGUACUUCCUUAUAAAAAAUCAAAGAGUUUAAUAUACUUAUAUGAUCAGUUUCAACAAAAUUUGAAUUAUUUUUUUUCGUGCAUAACAAAUAGUACUUGA
Messenger RNA from Plasmodium gallinaceum, 3105 nucleotides. Its product is annotated as conserved Plasmodium protein, unknown function. The transcript has 3 exons. NCBI's taxonomy places the organism in Eukaryota, Apicomplexa, Aconoidasida, Haemosporida, Plasmodiidae. The record is from RefSeq and is a predicted model, not a curated record. Bases 1 to 3105 code for a protein of 1034 amino acids.